Molecule: messenger RNA, 1723 nt
Organism: Cannabis sativa
Lineage: Eukaryota; Viridiplantae; Streptophyta; Magnoliopsida; Rosales; Cannabaceae
Product: ADP,ATP carrier protein 1, mitochondrial
Exons: 4
Coding region: 259-1419 (386 amino acids)
Biological process (GO): mitochondrial ATP transmembrane transport; mitochondrial ADP transmembrane transport
Cellular component (GO): mitochondrial inner membrane
Molecular function (GO): ATP:ADP antiporter activity
Source: RefSeq, a predicted model, not a curated record
CAACCAAUAAAAAAGCCCCCUCAAAAAAAAAAAAAAAAAAAAAGCCACAAAUCUCUACAAAAAAUAACAUAAUAUAAAAUGAAAAAGUGCCACGUCAGACCCUAAUAGUGUCAGCAAAGUCAGCAAAUAAAAAGCGAGUUUUGCUUCUUUCGAAGCUCGCCUCCGCCUCUCAAAAUAUCCCAAAUUCUCUCUCUCUAACCUUCUUCUCUUCUCCGUUGGAGACCCCAAAACCCUCGGAGAAUCUGAGGGAAAAACACCAUGGAUAAUAGGCAUCAACAUCCUACAGUCAUGCAAAAGGUAGCUGGCCAAUUCCUUAGCAAUUCUAGCAUUUCGCGGGAUGCUAAGAGCUAUGAUGUUGGUUUCCAACGCCCUGCUGUGUAUCAAAGGCCGGCUGCAUAUGGAAAUUAUCGUAAUGCUGCAUUGCAGUACCAGUGCAAAGCUACUACUGAUCUGUCCAUGGUUCCAUCAGCUGCUUCCCCUAUCUUUGUUCAAGCCCCGGCAGAGAAGGGACAUUUUAUGAUUGAUUUUCUUAUGGGUGGAGUUUCUGCUGCUGUGUCCAAGACAGCUGCUGCCCCAAUUGAGCGUGUUAAACUUCUGAUUCAGAACCAGGACGAGAUGAUUAAAUCUGGCCGUCUCUCGCAACCCUACAAGGGUAUUGGUGAGUGCUUCAGCCGAACCAUCAAGGAAGAGGGAUUUGGUUCAUUGUGGAGAGGGAACACAGCUAACGUUAUUCGUUACUUCCCUACUCAGGCCCUGAACUUUGCCUUUAAGGAUUACUUCAAGAGGCUUUUCAAUUUCAAGAAAGACAGGGAUGGUUAUUGGAAGUGGUUUGCUGGAAACUUGGGAUCUGGAGGAGCCGCUGGUGCUUCUUCCCUUCUUUUCGUCUACUCCCUGGACUAUGCUCGUACUCGUCUUGCUAAUGAUGCCAAGGCUGCCAAGAAGGGAGGCGAAAGACAAUUCAAUGGUCUAGUUGAUGUCUACAAGAAGACUUUGAAGACUGAUGGUCUUGCUGGUCUCUACCGUGGAUUCAACAUUUCUUGUGUCGGUAUCAUUGUGUACCGUGGUCUUUACUUUGGAUUGUACGACUCUCUGAAGCCAGUCCUCCUUACCGGAGACAUGCAGGAUAGUUUCUUUGCUAGCUUUGCCCUCGGUUGGCUCAUCACCAACGGUGCCGGUCUUGCUUCAUACCCAAUUGACACUGUUCGUAGAAGAAUGAUGAUGACAUCUGGUGAAGCCGUCAAGUACAAGAGCUCGUUCGAUGCAUUCACCCAAAUCUUGAAGAACGAGGGUGCCAAGUCUCUGUUCAAGGGUGCUGGUGCUAACAUCCUUCGUGCUAUCGCUGGUGCUGGUGUGCUCUCUGGUUACGACAAAUUGCAGCUGGUCGUGUUCGGAAAGAAGUACGGAUCUGGCGGCGGCUAAUUUUAGUUACACUCCCAUUCGGUUUGAGGAGGUGAAGGGUAGAUGGUGAUGAAAUCUUUUUCGAGUUCUGAUAAACUUGUUUCGGCAAAAUUUUCAGUCAAUAAUUACUUGGAGGGAAGGUGUACAACUCUCCCCCAUCAAAUUCAAUAAUUUUAUUUUUGGAUUAAAAAUUUUAUUAACUGCAGGUUAAGUUCUAUUAGAGUGGUGGUGAAAUGCCAUUGACAGACAGUUUGGAGUUUUAAUUAUGAAAUUUUUGGAAUGUUUUUGAUUAUAUUAGUUAAUGUCUGAAUUCAUAAUUCUAUUA